Molecule: messenger RNA, 2516 nt
Organism: Lutra lutra (Eurasian river otter)
Lineage: Eukaryota; Metazoa; Chordata; Mammalia; Carnivora; Mustelidae
Product: serine/threonine-protein phosphatase 2A catalytic subunit alpha isoform
Exons: 1
Coding region: 51-980 (309 amino acids)
Biological process (GO): peptidyl-serine dephosphorylation; mitotic cell cycle
Cellular component (GO): cytosol
Molecular function (GO): protein serine/threonine phosphatase activity
Source: RefSeq, a predicted model, not a curated record
GGCAGCGCGGGAGGAGCGCGGAGCGGCAGCCGGUUCGGGCGGGUGGCAUCAUGGACGAGAAGGUGUUCACCAAGGAGCUGGACCAGUGGAUCGAGCAGCUGAACGAGUGCAAGCAGCUGUCCGAGUCCCAGGUCAAGAGCCUCUGCGAGAAGGCUAAAGAAAUCCUGACAAAAGAAUCCAAUGUGCAGGAGGUUCGAUGUCCAGUCACCGUCUGUGGAGAUGUACAUGGGCAAUUUCAUGAUCUCAUGGAACUGUUUAGAAUUGGUGGCAAAUCACCAGAUACAAACUACUUGUUUAUGGGAGAUUAUGUUGACAGAGGAUAUUAUUCAGUUGAAACAGUUACUCUGCUUGUAGCUCUUAAGGUUCGUUACCGUGAGCGCAUCACCAUUCUUCGAGGAAAUCAUGAGAGCAGACAGAUCACACAAGUAUAUGGUUUCUAUGAUGAGUGUUUAAGGAAAUACGGAAAUGCAAAUGUUUGGAAAUAUUUUACAGAUCUUUUUGACUAUCUUCCUCUCACUGCCUUGGUGGAUGGGCAGAUAUUCUGUCUACAUGGUGGCCUCUCACCAUCCAUAGAUACACUGGAUCACAUCAGAGCACUUGAUCGCCUACAAGAAGUUCCUCAUGAGGGUCCAAUGUGUGACUUGCUGUGGUCAGAUCCAGAUGAUCGUGGUGGUUGGGGUAUAUCUCCUCGAGGAGCUGGUUACACCUUUGGGCAAGACAUUUCUGAAACAUUUAAUCAUGCCAAUGGCCUCACAUUGGUGUCCAGAGCUCACCAGCUGGUGAUGGAGGGAUAUAACUGGUGCCACGACCGAAAUGUAGUAACGAUUUUCAGUGCUCCAAACUAUUGUUAUCGUUGUGGUAAUCAAGCUGCAAUCAUGGAACUUGAUGAUACUCUAAAAUACUCUUUCUUGCAAUUCGACCCAGCACCUCGCAGAGGCGAGCCACAUGUUACUCGUCGUACCCCAGACUACUUCCUGUAAUGAAAUUUUAAACUUGUACAGUAUUGCCAUGAACCAUAAAUUGACCUAAUGGAAAUGGGAAGAGCAACAGUAACUCCAAAGUGUCAGAGAAUAGUUAACAUUCAAAAAAAAAACUUGUUUUCACACGGACCAAAAGAUGUGCCAUAUAAAAAUACAAAGCCUCUUGUCAUCAACAGCCGUGACCACUUUAGAAUGAACCAGUUCAUUGCAUGCUGAAGCGACAUUGUUGGUCAAGAAACCAGUUUCUGGCAUAGCGCUAUUUGUAGUUACUUUUGCUUUCUCUGAGAGACUGCAGAUAAUAAGAUGUAAACAUUAACACCUCGUGAAUACAAUUUAACUUCCACUUAGCUAUAGCUUUACUCAGCAUGACUGUAGAUAAGGAUAGCUAAGGAUAGCAGCAAACAAUCAUUGGAGCUUAAUGAACAUUUUUAAAAAUAAGUACCAAGGCCUCCCCUCUACUCGUGAGUUUUGAAAUCGUUUUGUUUAUUUUCAGGGAUACCGUUUAAUUUAAUUGUAUGAUUUGUCUGCACUCAGUUUAUUUCCCUUCUCAAAUCUCAGCCUCAUGUUGUUCUUUGUUAUUGUCAGAACCUGGUGAGUUGUUUUGAACAGAACCGUUUUUCCCCCUCCUAUAAGACGAUGUUACUGCACAAGAGCACUGCAGUGUUUUUCAUAAUAAACUUGUGAACUAAGAACUGAGAAAGUCAAAUUUUAAUUGUAUUAAUGGGCAAGACUGGUGCUGUUUAUUUAAAAGAUACAUCAAUUGAUAAAUUUUAGAAUUUAUAGAAUUCUAGGUAAAGAAAAAUAAAAUCAAGGUCACUAUCUAAUCUCUCUGGCAACUCCUUGACAUUCUUCAGAAGAUUUUCAAGACUUAUUUGUAAUCCAGAUAGUACAAUUUGUCAGAGAGCCAGCGUGCUCUUUGUGGGGUUCUUCCUGCAUAUUACCUUGUCUGCAAGAAAGGAAAUCUGCAACUUCAGUAAGACUGGACUAUAAAACCAUAGAACUUGAGAUUUAAGUGUUUUGGUUUUUCUUUUAAUAAAACAUCAUGUUUUCAGGUAGAGCUUGAAAAACUAAUGUGUCUACUUCUCAGUCAGUGCAGUUUCUGGUUAUAAAUACCAUAUUGCUAUGUAUGUUAGAUGGACUCAAAAAAAUGAUGGACAGAUUUUGUAUAUUGCUUGUCAUGUUAUCUUAGAGUUAACUUUGUCUCCGAUAAAAAAAACUGUUAAAGUAUUGUCCUGUAUUAAGCUCUUUAAGUGCUACUAGUUAAACCAAAUAGAAAACUAUUGCUAGAUCAUGGUUUGGUGUAAUAUGCAUUCACCCAAGGACAAAAAUGGCAUUUGAAAUGAAGUGGCAGUGCUAAGCACUUACUGAGUUUCCUCUCACCCUUUUCUCCUUUGAAUAGGAUUAGAAAGUUAAAACAGUUCUUCUGUGGAAACUAAUAUUUGGUAAUCUUCAGCUAUCAGGGUAAACUUCAGGGCACUUAAUCAUUACUUGUGUGAAUGUAGUAAUAAAAGAUCCUUUGCUUUGUAUUGUGUUGAA